Messenger RNA from Parastagonospora nodorum SN15, 2715 nucleotides. RefSeq lists its product as hypothetical. The transcript has 3 exons. Gene Ontology annotation, cellular component: membrane coat; AP-3 adaptor complex. The record is from RefSeq and is a predicted model, not a curated record. Lineage: Eukaryota; Fungi; Ascomycota; Dothideomycetes; Pleosporales; Phaeosphaeriaceae. Gene Ontology annotation, biological process: intracellular protein transport; vesicle-mediated transport. Bases 1 to 2715 code for a protein of 904 amino acids.
AUGGACCCGUGGACGUCAAGCAAGAAGCCCCAUGCACGUCAGGCACACUUUCACCCACUGCAAGACUCGCUCGCCCCUAACACACCUGACCUUGCCCAUCUGUGCAUAGCCGCCACCUCUGGAGCAGCGGACGCGCAAUCCGCAGUGCGCUACGGACCGAAGCGCUGUUUGCGCGUAGACGGCAGCCAUGGAGUCGAUAAGUCGCAUCUCGAGCUUGCUGGAGACAGCUUUGGGCGUCUUCUGCGCGCAUUGGUGGCUGUCAUGCAUCCGUCCAACUUUGCUCACUGGUCUCUCUCUACAGCUCGCGAUCUUACCCUCGAAGCCGCCAACAAUGCCAGCAGCGUCCGCCGAGCGCCCACCAAGGAGCUGCCCUCGGGCCAGCUCAAGAAGCUCCUGGACAGCAGGGCCGAGCGCGAAGUGCUGGAGGGCUUGCGACGAGUCGUUACUACACUGCCAUUCUUCUCCCACGUGAUCAAGAACGUUGCGUCGCCCUCGCUGCCCGUCAAAAAGCUCGUCUACAUCUACCUCCUCCAGCAUGCCGAACACGAGCCAGAUACCGCGCUGCUCUCCAUCAACACGAUACAGAAGUCGCUCACCGACACGAACCCCCAACUUCGCGCGCUCGCACUGCGCGUCAUGUCGAGCAUACGAGUGCCCGUCAUCAGCCAGAUCGUGAGCUUGGGCAUCAAGAGAGGAGCAGGAGACAUGUCGCCGCUUGUAAGAAGAGCGGCUGCACUGGCCAUACCGAAGUGCUAUCGACUAGAUCCAAACACGGAGCCGCAAUUACUCGAAUACCUGUCGCAAUUGCUGGGUGACAAGCAGUACUUUGUCACGGGCGCAGCAGUCGCAGCCUUCCUCGAAUUAUGCCCCGACCGCCUCGAUCUGCUCCAUCCGCAUUACCGCUCACUGGUCCGGAAACUGGUUGACAUGGACGAAUGGGGCCAGUUGGCCACUCUACGCUUGAUGAUGGUGUAUGCGCGUAAAUGCUUCCCACGACGGACGAAGAAGGUCCCCAAAGCCUCGAGUAGCAACAACACUGCCGCAAAGACGACCAAGAGCACAAAGGGAUUCUACGACACGGAGAGUGAUUCAGAAGAGGAAGAGAAAGAGCAUGAGUCAAACAUGGAAGAGGUUGCUGUGCUGGACCCCGAUCUUGAACUGCUUCUGAAAGCUUGCCAGCCACUUCUGCAGUCUCGCAAUGCUGCUGUGGUGGUAGCAGUAGCACGAGCAUAUCUAUACCUCGGUACACCAGAAUACCUCGUUCAGGCUGUCGGACCACUGGUAUCGCUUCUGAGAUCUGCAGGCGACAUCCAGCACAUUGCACUCUACAACAUUGUCCAGGUCUGUUUGAGCCAUCCGGAGCCAUUCGUCAAGUACUACACACACUUCCUUGUUCGCUCAACGGAUGCCCCACAUAUUUGGCGCCUCAAGCUAGAGCUCCUGACGUUGAUCUUUCCAUAUGCGCAGCCAAGGUUGCAAAGCCUGAUUUUAGCUGAGCUCAGCCACUUCUCGCAUUCUGGAAGUCUUGAUGCGGCGCUGGUCAAGGAAUCUGUGCGUGCGAUCGGAAGAUGUUCGCAGAGUCCUGCGACGAGCCCACAGACGUCAGCCAGAUGCCUGCGCCUGUUGCUGAAACACAUUGGAUCUGCGGACGGCCAUCUAGUCGCUGAGUCACUUGAAGUCAUUCGACACCUCAUUCAACGAGACCCCAGUGCUCAUCGAAUGACUGUCGUACGACUUGCCAAACAUCUCGACGCAGCAACGAGCCCACAAGCAAGAGCAAGCAUCAUAUGGCUCGUCGGCGAGUUUGCGGGUCUCGACCCCGAGAACAACAUUGCCGCAGACGUCUUGCGCAUUUUGGUGAAGGGCUUCGCAGAUGAAGCGGAACCGGCUAAGCUUCAAAUCGUGUUGCUAGCUGCGAAAGUCUACAUCCAUCAUCUCACCGCGAACCCACCACCGGAGCCAGUGAAGCUUGAAGAGAAGAAGGAUAAUACGUCGUUAAUGGACAACUUCCAGGAAGAAGAAGGUGGUUUCCGGGACACUGAUCUCGAAGUACCGCCCGAGCCUAAAGAGCAAGAAAAGCCUCACCCCGUCAAGGCCAUUUACGAUCAUCUACUUCUGCUCACCAGAUAUGACACCUCCUACGACCUCCGUGACCGCGCACGCGUCUACAAAGCCCUCCUCGCAACCCCCACCUCCACACAGCUCGCAUCCCUUCUCCUCCUCGCCCCCAAACCCGUCCCGCACAUCCCCAGCCCCAGCGAGACCCGCAAAGGCUAUGUCCUCGGCAGUGCCAGCCUCGUCAUCGGCGACGAAGGAGGCGUCGGUGGUCUACGCGGCUACGACGACCUCCCGCGCUGGGUCAAAGACGGGCACGAACCCGAUCCCGCACUGCGCGACGAGGUUGUUCCAUCCACUACUACUUCGACGUACGAAUCUGCGCGGGCAAUGACAGCGGCUGAUAGACUUGAUGCCGCUGCUGGGCCGAUGAGUAGUAGAACGCCGGAUAGUAUUCUGUCGCCGAGGAGUGCGAAUGGUGUUGGUGGUGGGGAGGGUAAGGGCAAGGAAAAGACGCUGGAUGAUUGGCUCGCGGAGGAGAGUGCGAGUGAAGAGUCGGGGAGUGAGGAAGAGGAGGAGACGGAGGAGGAGGAGAGCAGCGAGUAUGAGACUGAGAGCGAGAGUGGGGAUGAGGGCGAGGGGGAUAGACUGGUUAAAUAG